Micropterus dolomieu (smallmouth bass) is the source of this 1761-nucleotide messenger RNA. RefSeq lists its product as uncharacterized. NCBI's taxonomy places the organism in Eukaryota, Metazoa, Chordata, Actinopteri, Centrarchiformes, Centrarchidae. The record is from RefSeq and is a predicted model, not a curated record. The transcript is spliced from 9 exons. Bases 121 to 1113 code for a protein of 330 amino acids.
GGCUCUUGUUCCUGUUUAUAUCUUCAGAUGUGAAACUGAAGUUCUCUCAGCUGGAGGCAGACAGACACAAAAAGGUCGUUGGAAUGUAAGCUGCGGGUCUCCAGACGUGUCCGCAAGGAAAUGGACGAGAUACGUCCUUUGUUGGGCAGCCAGAUUUCUGGGCAACCACAGGAGGGCCAAGACCUUCUCUCUCCAAACCUGAGGCCCAGACACCAGCAACUGAUCCCAACACCAUGUGGACCGAUAAAGCCCUGGUCGGAGCUAUCAUGUCUGCUCAGGCUCUACUUCUGCUUCACCAUAGUGUCUCUGUUGGCGCUGCUCGGCCUCACCCUGUCCAGCAUCUACAAGCAGCGCAUGGACACGGAUGCGUCUGAUGAGGACAACUUCACUGUAUCUCUCAUCCAGUUUGUUGGAAUACUGUUCUGCAUCUACUACAUCAGCCGGGGAGUACUGCAGGAGAACAGACAGGAGCUGGUGGUGUUUGUGCUCAGCGUGUUGGGGGUGAUGGUUCGAUCUGUGGUCAACUUCUCUGUGCUGGGGUCAAAGAGCAAGCAGGAGCUGCUGGUACGUUUUGUGUGCAUCAUGUGUCUGGGCAUUAUCCACGUCUUCUGCACCACACUGCUCAUAAAGAGGCCCAACAUGAUGGCGUUCCGUGUGGGCGGGGCCCUGGAGACCCUCCAGGAGCAAUAUUUCCUGCUUAACCUCUGCUUCUCCAUGGUGACCUUUGACCUUCAGGCUCAGUUGUGUCUGUGUAUCCUGAUCACAACAUCGGACUCGGCCAUGUCUGCUGCCCACAGCAUCAUCCUGGGAAUCGGAGUGGUGUGGGCCUGCGUGACGGCUGCUGUCGGGGCUGUUGCGGUUUUAAAGGAAGCCAAGGUCCUAGUUUGGGUCUUUAUGGUGCAGAACCUUCCUCAACUAGCCUUCUUUGUUUAUCUGAUGUACACGGUGGUAGAGAAAUGGCCCCAGGACAGCACGUACACCUUUGAGGCAGCUGCUGUCACUGGAGCUUCAAUUUCACUGGUGAUCAAAGUGGUUUUAAUCUGGGGCCUCAUCAGACUUGUGCACAACUUCGGCCAAGGCCUGAGGGAGAGGAUGUUCGCACCCAGCAAGUGAUAAAACAUCCGAUGGUUGUGGACCAAGGACACAGCUGCGUGCUGAGGGCCAACAUGAAGAAGCACAGUGGUGCUGACCAUGGAGCUCAUAUUUCCAUUAAACAUCAACUCCACCAAAAUGAUCAGUUAGCUGAGAACGUUUCUUGACUGAUGUUGUGUUUACUGUAUAGAUUUUAUUUUACACUUUUUUGUCAGUGUGCCUAUCUACAUGAUGUAAAACUCCACAAAUCUACUGCACUCAAACAUUUUUGAAUGAAAUUACUUCAAAUGCCUUUUAAGAUUGGCUUUCUCAUGUUUUUGCAUUUUCAUUUUUACUGUCAUAUUCAUUGUAAUAUCUAAAUCCUUUGUAGGCUCUGUGUGUACGUGCCAAAUAUAUAUUUUUUUUAAAGCCAACAUCUUUUAGGAGCUUUUAUCUUAAACGUUUUUUUUUUUUGUUUGUUUCCUUCCUGUACAUGACAUUGACUGAGUUUCGUUUGCUUUUAUAAAUAAUAAUUGUCUAACUUACUGUAAAUGUUGUGCUCUGUAUUGUCUAGACUUGUCUUUGGACAACACUGGAAUAUUUUUAUUUAACUUUCUCCUACACUAUAAUGCACUUACUUACUCAAGUGUUUUUUCAUUCAAGGUUCUUAAUAAAAUAUUUUACACAAUA